AUUCAAUGCAUACUUAGCUUGAGUUCUAAAAACUAAUUUUGUGUAAUCUCUGAGCAGCGCAAUGGCUAUAAGCACCCUCAUUCUGUUGUUAUGCUCCAUUUUAUCACCCAACUUAAUGAAGUCCAUGGCACAUCAGAUCAUUCGAGAUGGCGAAACUAUCACAUCAGCCGGUGAAGAGUUUGAACUCGGUUUUUUUAGCCCCAGUGGCUCUACUAAACGCUAUCUGGGUAUCUGGUACAAGAAAAUAUCUAAUGGGACGGUUAUAUGGGUCGCGAAUCGAGAUGCUCCCGUUAUGAAUACCUCAGGCAUCCUGAGGGUCAGUGACCAAGGACUUUCACUGCAAACAGGUAAUGAAAUUAUAUGGUCAGCAAAAACUUCAAUAUUAAUGAAGAAUCCUGUGGCACGUUUAUUAGGUUCGGGGAAUUUGGUUGUAAGGGAUGAUGAUCAUCACAUGAACAACACAGAAGAUUUUGUGUGGCAGAGUUUUGAUUAUCCUGCGGAUAAUUUGCUGCCUGGCAUGAAGAUGGGAAUAGACUUGGUCACCGGCCUAGAGAGGUACCUCACGUCGUGGAAAAGUGCUAAUGACCCUUCCACGGGGAGUUUCACUGACCGGCUUGAUCCUCAUGGUUUUCCACAGUUCUUUCGGUUAAAAGAUUCUGCCAAAUGGGCGCGGACUGGACCAUGGAAUGGUCGGCAGUUCCCUGGCGCUCCCAAGAGUAAUCAAAAUGGAUUCUACACGGAAAAUUUUGUUUUCAAUGAGAAAGAAAUUUAUUAUAAGUUGGAUCCUGUCAGAGGAACUUCUGCUGAUGUACGGUUUCAGUUGACUCCAAAUGGAGAAAUAAAGUUUCUUGUAUGGAAAUAUCAAGAAAAAAAUUGGUUAGUAUAUGUUACCCUCAUUGUCUCUAACUGUGAGCAGUAUAAAUUGUGUGGUGCUAAUGGUCUGUGUAAAGUUUCCAACUCACCAAGAUGCGUAUGUCUGACUGGUUUUAUUCCCAAAUUCCCCGAGAAGUGGAAAGCAGGAGAUUGGUCUGGUGGAUGUGUUCGUAAAGAAAAACUAGAUUGCGGGACUAAAGCAGGUUUUUUGAAAUAUACGCGUGUUAAGUUGCCAGACACAAGGUAUUCAUGGUAUGACAUGCGAAUGACCCUUGAACAAUGUCGGAGGCUGUGUCUUAAGAAUUGCUCUUGUAUAGCUUAUACUAACACAGAUAUCAGAAGCGGUGGAAGUGGAUGCCUUUUAUGGUUUAAUGAGUUGAGUGAUAUAAAAGGUUACACAGAUGAGGGGGAAGAUAUAUAUGUAAAAAUGGCAUUAUCUGAAUUAGUAAAGAGUCUAAGAUCCAGAGUUAAGCGGCUUAUGUGGAUCAUAUUGAUUCCCACAGUAAUUGCUCUAACAUCCUUGUAUAUGUUAUUGUUAUGGAAGAGAAAGCAGAACAGAAAAGAAAACAUGAAGCUAAGUUCAGAAAGUGUUGCCUUGACGGAACUUGAGAGUGAAGAUAGGGAGUUGCCUUCAGUGGACUUCAAAAGAAUUGUAAAUGCCACCGAUAACUUCUCCCGGAAAAACAAGCUUGGGGAGGGCGGCUUUGGACCUGUGUACAAGGGCAUAUGGAAUGAUGGACAAGAGAUAGCUGUGAAAAGGCUUUCAAAGCAUUCUGGUCAGGGACAGGAUGAGUUCAUAAAUGAAGUUUCUUGUAUCGGAAAACUUCAGCACAGAAAUCUUGUGACACUUCUUGGUUGCUGCACCGAGAAAGGAGAAAGAAUUUUGAUAUACGAAUAUAUGGCUAAUAAAAGUUUAGAUUCAUUCAUUUUCGAUAAUGAAGUAAGAAACUCAAUGGAUUGGCUUCAACGAUCCAACAUAAUAAAUGGCAUUGCCCGAGGACUUCUCUAUCUUCAUCAAGAUUCAAAGCUCAGAAUCAUUCAUAGGGAUCUAAAAGCGAGUAAUAUUUUACUUGAUCAUGAGAUGAAUCCAAAGAUUUCAGACUUUGGCAUGGCCAGAUGUUUUAGAGGAAGCCAAACUGAAGCAUAUACAUCAAGGAUUGUCGGGACAUAUGGUUACAUGUCCCCUGAGUAUGCAAUCGAUGGACAGUUCUCUGUUAAAUCCGAUGUAUACAGCUUUGGUGUUAUACUCAUAGAGAUUGUGAGCGGAAAGAAAAAUAGAUUAUUCGAUCAUGCUGAUCAUAGCUUAAAUCUACUUGGACAUGCAUGGAGGAGUUAUAAUGAAGACAAGCUUUUGGGACUAAUUGAUGAGGUGUUAUUGGACUCCAGUAACCAGAUGGAAUUGUUUCGAGUUAUACAGAUUGGAUUACUGUGUGUUCAAGAAGAUCCAAAUGAUAGGCCAUUUAUGUCCGAGGUGUUACUGAUGUUGAGUAGUAAGAUGCAACUACCUCGUCCCAAGAAACCUGGUUUCUUCAUGGAGAGAACGUUCCAGGACACGGAUCACUUGUUAGAUGAUUCGAAGUUUUCAUCAUGCAAUAGGUCGGCUAUUACCUCUCUUCUACCUCGACAAUACAAUACAAUGGAUAUUACUACCAUCAUUCUGUUGUUCUUUUCCACUGUAACAUCUACCUUGAUAAACUCCAUAGCAAUAGACAGCAUUAGAGCAAAUGAGACGAUUAGGGAUGGUGAGACCAUCACCUCAGCCGGGGGAGAAUUUGAACUUGGAUUUUUCAGCGCUGGUAGGUCUACAAACCGAUAUCUUGGUAUCUGGUACAAGAAAAUAUCCAACGGGACAGUUGUAUGGGUUGCUAACAGGGAUACUCCUAUUAGUAGUACCUUAGGCGUUGUGAGGGUGAAUGACAAAGGAAUCACAUUGCAGGCAGAUGAUGAGAUGAAAUGGUCAACAAAUACGUCUAUAUCUGUAAAGAAUCCUGUUGUGCAGCUAUUAGAUUCAGGGAAUUUGGUGUUAAGGAAUGAAGAUGGUGAUAUCACUACCAGCAAGGAUUUUAUAUGGCAGAGCUUUGAUUUUCCUGGAGACAAUUUGCUACCUGGCAUGAAGCUUGGAUUAGACUUGGUAACUGGCCUAGACAGGUAUAUCACAUCAUGGAAAAGUGUCGACGAUCCAUCUACAGGGAGUUUCACUGACAGACUUGAUCCUAAUGGUUUUCCACAGUUCUUUCUGUCAAAAGGUUCUAUCCCAUGGGUCAGGACUGGACCAUGGAAUGGUCGCCAGUUCAGUUGCAAUCCGGAGAGUAAUCCUAAUGGAAUAUAUACAGAUGAAUUUGUUUUUAAUGAGAAGGAAAUUUAUUAUAAGUUUGAUCUUAUCAAUAAAACUUCGGCUGUCAUUAGGUUUACCUGGACUCCAUAUGGUGAACUGAAGAUGCUUGUAUGGAAUUUUCACGAUCAAGUUUGGAUAGUUUAUAUGACCCUAAAGGUCGGUGACUGUGAUCAUUACGGACUUUGUGGUGCUUAUGGUAUUUGUAACAUCAACAGCUCACCAAGGUGCCAAUGUUUGAGGGGAUUUGUUCCUAAAUUCCCAGAGAAGUGGAGCCGAGUAGAUUGGUCUAGUGGAUGUGUUCAUGAAACCAAACUAGACUGCACAACGGAAACAGGUUUUCUGAAAUAUCCAGGUAUCAAGUUGCCAGACACACGGGAGUCAUGGUAUAACAUGAGAGUUGACCUUGCAGAAUGUGGGAGGUUAUGUCUAAAGAACUGCUCUUGUACAGCUUAUGCGAAUGCAGAUAUUAGAAAGGGCGGAAGUGGGUGCAUCUUAUGGUUCAAUGAUCUAAUUGAUAUUAAAGGCUACUCGGAAGAUGGACAAGAUAUUUAUGUAAGGAUGCCUGCAUCUGAAUUAGGCAGCAUUGAUUUUCCAGGUGAUAUCUGGAGAUCCAGAACAAAGAAGCAUAUAUGGAUCACUAUAAUUCCAAUAGUACCAGCUGGAGUAGUACUUGCUCUAAUAGUUCUCUAUGUCUUGAGGAACAGAAAGCUGAAGAGAGAAGAAAAAUGGAAAUUGAGUUCAAAUUCUCUUGCCCUAAACAAAAUGAAACCUGAAGAUUGGGAGUUUCCUUUAGUUGAUUUUAAAAGUAUUGCAAAUGCCACAGAUAACUUUUCGCCAAACAACCAGAUUGGAGAGGGCGGCUUUGGACCUGUCUACAAGGGCAUAUUAAAAGAGGGCCAAGAGAUAGCUGUCAAAAGGCUUUCAAAGAAUUCUAGUCAAGGACUAGAUGAGUUCAUAAAUGAAGUAUCAUGUAUUGCGAAACUUCAGCACAGAAAUCUCGUGACACUUCUAGGCUGUUGCACAGAGAGAGGAGAAAGAAUUCUGAUCUAUGAAUAUAUGGAAAAUAAAAGUUUAGAUUCAGUCAUUUAUGAUGAAAAACUAAGAAUCUCAAUGGACUGGACAAAACGAUACAGCAUAAUACAGGGCAUUGCUAGAGGGCUUCUAUAUCUUCAUCAAGAUUCAAAGUUACGAAUCAUUCAUAGAGAUCUCAAGGCCAGCAACAUUUUACUUGAUCAUGAUAUGAAUUCAAAGAUUUCAGACUUUGGUCUGGCAAGAUGUUUUUUGGGAAGUCAAAUGGAAGCAAAUACAUCAAGAAUUGUUGGGACAUAUGGUUACAUGUCCCCUGAGUAUGCUAUUGAUGGACAGUUCUCAUUUAAAUCCGAUGUCUAUAGCUUUGGAGUUUUACUGAUAGAGAUAGUGACAGGACAGAAAAACAGAUUGUUCAGUCAUCCCGAUCACAGCUUAAACCUACUUGGCCAUGCAUGGAAAAGUUACAAUGAAGACAAGCUUUUAGCACUAAUCGAUGAGGUGAUCUUGGACUCAAGCAACCAAAUGCAAGUGUUUCGAGUCAUCCAUAUUGGACUAUUGUGCGUUCAAGAAGAUCCUAACGAUAGGCCAGUUAUGUCCCAGGUAGUUCUAAUGUUAAGCACUAAGAUGACACUUCCCCAUCCUACAAAACCUGGUUUCUUCAUGGAGAGAAAAUUACGCGACACAAAUCAGUUAUUGAGCAAAACCAAUUUUUCAUCAUGCAACCAGUUGACUAUUACCUCUAUCCAACCUCGACAAUAGUGUGAGUCUUGUAAUAUUAAUAAACUAUAAUCUUAGACAUUCUUAGUGUAAGUAGACAAGACAAGGAGUCAUGAGGUUGACAAAAUGUGCAUACCAAAAAAUUGCAGCUAAAGAAUAAGUGUUGGAAAGCAGCUGAUGAACCAGCCUAUCUCUUGUUCUUUGAGGGCCAAGGACUUGUAUGGGUGAUUUAUAUUACUUCUACAAAUUACAAUUGCAUAUUUGACAGCAUCAUGUUUAGCUUAGUAAAAACUAAACAUUUGCAA
Daucus carota subsp. sativus is the source of this 5259-nucleotide messenger RNA. RefSeq lists its product as uncharacterized. The coding region runs from base 62 to 4996 and encodes 1644 amino acids. NCBI's taxonomy places the organism in Eukaryota, Viridiplantae, Streptophyta, Magnoliopsida, Apiales, Apiaceae. Gene Ontology annotation, biological process: recognition of pollen; protein phosphorylation. The transcript has 14 exons. Gene Ontology annotation, molecular function: ATP binding; protein kinase activity. The record is from RefSeq and is a predicted model, not a curated record.